Molecule: messenger RNA, 3702 nt
Organism: Tetrahymena thermophila SB210
Lineage: Eukaryota; Ciliophora; Oligohymenophorea; Hymenostomatida; Tetrahymenidae
Product: chromosome condensation regulator RCC1 repeat protein
Exons: 13
Source: RefSeq, a predicted model, not a curated record
AAAAAAAGUGUUUAGUUAGAUUUUGAUAGGUAAAGAGAUUUGAUUUUAUUAGAUUAUUAUGAUUUAAUUAUUGAUAUUAAAAAAUAUAUAUAUUUAUUUGUAUAUUCCUUUCUUUUAAAUAAAUUGUAUCAAUUAUUUACUUAAGAAAUGAUUUUAGAUGAUAACUAGCUUUAUACUCUUUCUAAUAAUUUUAACAACACAAAUUCAACAUAACAAAAUGGAACUUAGAAAUUGAACAAAUAUUCAAGCAGCUACACAGAAAUAUUUGCAUGGGGAUGCGAUAAUGAAGGGUAAUUAGGUUUAGGCGAAAAUAAAUAAGGUAAAAAAUAUGCUAUCCCUCGUAUCUGCUCCUUCAAUGUAGUAAUUUAGCAAAUCAGUUGUGGUAAAAAUCACUCUGCUUUUAUAGCUUCUAACGGAUAUGUAUACACUAUGGGUUCUAAUGAAUUUGGAAAAUUGGGGUUAUCUCAUUAACAAAUGAUAAAAAGUGCAUUUUCUCCACAACUUGUAGAAUCUAUAUAAAAAUUUAAAGCAAUAGGAAUAAGCUGUGGAUUUGAGCAUACAGGAGUUAUUUGCUCAAAUGGAGAGGUUUUUACAUGGGGAAAAAAUACAGACGGACAACUUGGUCUUGGAAAUUAUGUAAAUCAAUAUAUUCCUCAAAAGGUUAGUUUUAAUCAUAUCUAAACAAUAAAUUCGACUAUUGCAAAAUAAAUAAGUUGUGGAGCUUACCACACGUCAAUUUUACUUGAAUAUGGUGAAGUAUGCAGUUUUGGAUAAAAUGAUAAAGGACAAUUAGGAAUAGGGAAUUAAACAAAUGAAUCUCUUCCUAAAAUGAAUGAAUUUAUUCAAGAAAUUACUACUAUGAUUAGCUGUGGAUAUUAUUACAGCUUAUUUCUUACUAAGUCUAUGAAGGUAUUAGCUUGUGGAGAUAACUCUGAAGGCUAACUAGGAUUGGGGAAUAAAAGAUCUUAAUUGAAGCCUAUAUUGAUUAAUAAGUUAGAGAAUAUUUAAACUAUAGAUGCAAAGUAGCACUCUGCAGCAAUAAGCUCAAAUGGUGAAUUAUUUCUUUUUGGAACCUGUAUGUUUGGAGAGUUCCUUUUCCCAUAAAAAGUUCAUAACUUAAAAAAGUAAAUGGCUGCAGUCAGCAUCGGAGAUAAUUUUGGCUGUGCAAUAGACAUAGAGGGAUAAAUCUAUUCAUGGGGUUACAAUGAAAAUGGUCAGCUUGGUUUAGGAGACCAAGAACCAAGAAUUCUGCCAACUCCUAUGGUUUGCUUAAAGGGUAAAAAAGCUCUUAAAAUUUAAUGCGGUUAAAAUUAUUGUAUCUCAUUAGGAAAUACUGUGAUUGUUGAGAAAGAUAAAUCAAAAAAAGCUGCAAAUAGCUCUAAGCCAAGAACUGAAACUUAUAAUAAUGAAAGUGUGGAUGAAGCCCAAAAUAGGAGUGUUUAUGAUAUUCCAGAGUAAAACUUAAUACCAUUUUUUAGGAGAAAUAGCUAAAAUUAAAGUUAAUACCUAACUCAGAAUAAGAAUAAGUCUAGCUAUACUAAUAUGAUUUCAACUAAUUCAUAAUAGAUAUCCUAAAUUAAUCCUGAUUGUUCCUUUAUUUCAAGUCCUGAAAAAUCCAUGUAUUAACAUAGAUUUGAAGAAAUAAAAAACGUGAAAUCAAUAAAAUAACAAUAGUUGGAUUUGAUAAACAACUAAGCAAAUUAACAACUUAAUAAUAAUUAAAAUUAUUUUCAAAAUAACAUUAAUCAAUACUCAAAUUUAAUGGCGUCUAAUUUAUAGAAUUAUAAUGAAUAAAAUAUUUUGAUAUUUAAUAAACAAAACCAAAAUAUCAAUAGGUAAUAAAAUCUAUCAAACUAACUUUUACCUCAAUAUAAUGGUAUGAUAAAUGAAAACUAAUCACCUCUCAAUCUUUCAGCUAUUGAGUAACCUCCUUAUAAUCCAACUACAGCUUUUGUUUCCCAAAAUUAUGCUGAUGAUGAUGAAUAGCUAUAAUAAAAUUAAUAGCAUCAAGUUAUAAAUUAAUUAAAUCAACAAAAUUAAUUUGAUUCUAACAAAUCAGCUAAAAAUUGCAAUGGAUCAAAUGGAUAAGAACUUAUUUCAAAUUAUAAAAAGCAAUUUAAUAUGGUUAACUAAAAAAUAAGAAGCAAAUCCUCUGGAAAAAGCAUAAUCAAAGAAAAUUCUAAUUUAAAUUCAGUUGAUACGACUUACUUACUAUAGCAAGGAGCCUCAUAAGUUUUUUCCAAAUUUAAUAGAAGUUAUAACUAAGAGUUUUUAGAUAAUCAAAACUAAUCGUUUGAAAUUAAAAAGCACAGCCAAAGCUACUUCGAAGAGCCAGAAAGAGAAGAAAGUUGGAAAAAAAUUUUAUAGUAAAAAGAAUUGAUUAUCAAAAGAUUAAAAGAAGAAAUAACUGAGUUAAAAGAAGAUCACAAUUAAGAAAUGGAUUUUCUCAAACAAUCAUUAGAAUAAGAGAAAAUAUUGAACACAAAAAUUAAAGAAUAAGUAGAAACCUUGAAAAAAAGGGAAAUUUAAAUGGCAGAACAAAUCAAUGAAAUUUAAUCAGAACUAAAUAGCAAAAUAAAAGAAAUAUUUGAUUUAAACAAUGUUAUUACAUCUCUAGAAAAAAAGCUCUCAGAGUAAAAUUUGAUUUCAACAAAAUAAUUAGAACAACUAAAUACGGAAUGCAAUACUUACAAAAAGAAGAUUAAAGAAUUUGAGUUAAGGCUUUUGGAUGAGUCUUAACUGAACUAUUAAAAUUACAUACACCAAAUGCAAUAAAAGGAUUAGUAAAACGACUAGCUGAGAAAUGUGAUUUAAAAUCUUGAAAAUAGAAAUAGAGAAUUAGAAGAAACACUUAAUGAAUUUAACUAAACAGGAUCUUAAUUCAACUUUUUGAGAGGCACUUAGUAAAUACAAGUGAGUGGACUCUAGAAUAGCUAGUAAAUUAAAAAAGAAAGAAAUUAUAAAUAGUAAUUUUUAAAUAGCUCUACAAGAAAGCUUAGUAAUGAUAGUAGUAGGAUAAAUAAUAAUGCUAGUUUAACAUAACAGUUAUCUCCUUAUAUUUAGCAGCAAACUCCUUUCUAAAACAACCAGCUGCUGAAUAGUAAUUUAUUAUAUUAGAAUUAAAAUAGAUGUGUUUCGCCUGCUAAGAUAACUUAGAAUAAUAUAGCUAGACAGCCUUUCUAAUAAAUAAGUGUUAACUAAUAGAAGCUAGCAAAUAUAGUCUAAAGGUCUCCAUUUUAAUAAAAGUAAAGCUAAGCAAAUUAAAUGUUUAACAAGAGUUAAAGAGAUUUUAGUAACAAUAGUAGUAUAUCUUACAACUAGUAUGCUUAGGAUCUAGAAUAAUAAAAGUAACAAAGUCAAACUAUGAUAAACAAAUUUGAGAAAUCUGCUAAUAAAAUAUUAACUAUGCUAACAAGUGAGUCUCCUGAAAAAUAUACUUUUGAUUAAAAUGAUUUAUAAAGUGAUUAGCAUCUUAAUUACGAUGCUUCUUUUAAAAAAGAUAGAAGACAUCUUACUGACAAUUAUAUUACCAAAAAUGAAUACUCAGAUGCAACACCAAAACAACAGACAAAUAAUGAGCUUGGACAAAUAUAUAGAGAUAUUUCUACUUUUGAGUUAAAGGACAAUAGAAGUAAGAGUUUAGAGAAAAGAAUGUAAGAUUUUGAAAAGAGGCUAAAAGAAAGCUCUUAAAAGAAUAAAUGA